AUGUUGUCCCAAAAACCAGGCAACAAUGAUGCGACCGAUGUCCGCAUAGAGGACACGGCGCUAUCGACGGCUUCGCCGUCUGACGCAGAAGCCAUUCAGACGCUUAUGGACGUCUUCGGUGCCACGCCGGAGCUCACCAUGUCGAACGACCUGAACGAAUACCUCACUUCGCCCCUGCUCGACUCUCCCUUCGACGAUGAGCUACUCACGACGCCUGCAUUCGGCUCCGCCGACAUCAAUGCAGACAUUCUGACCAGUCCGCUUUUGGAUGAUUUUGGUGACUCGUUCGGCGAACUGCCGUCUCUCUUUGGCGACUUUUAUCCCCCAUCCAAGACCGCCGAGUCUUGCCAGCCCCCCCAACCCAACUUCGAUGAAAUGUAUCGCAUCUCUCCCGGCACCCCAUUGCUCGAUACUCCAAUGCUCGACACUCCUUUUGAAUCGCCACUCGACACUCCUGCCGACCAUUCACUUGCACGGAGAACUGUUGUCACUGGCACGCGUAAGAACAUUACGCCAGAAUCCCUCGUUCCUAUCGAUGCUCCUACUCAGCAGCGGAAAUACCUCACCCCGUCAGCGACUUCUCGUAAGGAGGUUCCUGCUGUUUUCGCUCGCAAGCGAGCUCGUACGGCUGCGUUCGGUGACGAACAGGACGAGCUCAAUGAGGAUGUACGCAUUACACCCUCAAUGACUGAGCAGGAGCAGAUCGAGGCAAAGAGGCGGCAAAACACAAUUGCUGCCCGACGGAGUCGCAAGCGCAAGCUGGAGUACCAGCGUGAGUUGGAGGAGAGUGUUGAGCAGUACAAGCGCGAGAGUGAGAUCUGGAAAGCGCGGGCGAUGACUUGCCAGGCUCUGCUUCGAAGCCAUACCAUCGAAUGUCCUGAAUUCCCAGACCCAUGA
Messenger RNA from Suillus paluster, 897 nucleotides. RefSeq lists its product as uncharacterized. Bases 1 to 897 code for a protein of 298 amino acids. Lineage: Eukaryota; Fungi; Basidiomycota; Agaricomycetes; Boletales; Suillaceae. The transcript has 2 exons. Gene Ontology annotation, biological process: regulation of DNA-templated transcription. The record is from RefSeq and is a predicted model, not a curated record. Gene Ontology annotation, molecular function: DNA-binding transcription factor activity.